CACCCUCCUUCCACGAGCUUCUGAAAAGUCAACUCUCGUCUCUCUCUCACACAAUCAUCCCGUGCCUCGCGUCGCACCUGAUUACUAUAUAUGUUUCCAUUUGCUGUUUUUUAUUUAACUUUAUUUUAUUAAACCCGCGAAGAACUAAACAUAACUUCAGACAAGUUCAUCAAAAAAUUCCCGAAGAAGACGAAGACUAAUUUUUACAAUAUUUUUUCCUGAUAACAAAGUCUCGGAGAGUGAAGCCUCCAUUGAAUGAGAUUGUUUCUCGUCAACUUAACCAAUUUCAGGACAUGGCAAACCGAACAGAAAAUCCACUACGCUGUUCGACUAGUAAAAAAUCGAAUGACAGAUUGAUGCUCAUAAUAGGGACUUGCGCAGGAAUUGUUAUCGGAUUUUUAUUAGGAACAUCUUUCCCUGCAUCGUCACUAACUAAAAUGAAUAUUUCAUCAACCAUAGUUCCUCCUGUAAAUACUGUUCAUGGUGAAGAUGAGAAACCGGAGAAGUCAGCUACAAGGAGUCCUCCAUCAAAAGGGAUUAAUUCAAGUGAUGCAGCAUUUCACAAGAUUUGGGUUCCAUCGAAUCCUCGAGGUGCAGAGAUGUUGCCUCCAAGUAUUGUUGAAGCUGAAUCAGAUUUUUACUUGAGAAGAUUGUGGGGAUUGCCUAAAGAUGAUUUACCAGAGGUGAAGCCGAAGUAUCUUGUUGCUUUUACCGUUGCUUAUCAACAGAGGAACAACAUCGAUGCUUGCAUCAAGAAAUUCUCAGAUAACUUCACUAUUGUUCUGUUUCAUUACGAUGGAAGAGCCUCGGAAUAUGAUGAAUUUGAAUGGUCUAAACGGGCGAUACACGUGAGUGUACCUAAGCAAACUAAGUGGUGGUAUGCUAAAAGGUUUCUGCAUCCUGACAUUAUAGCACCAUAUGAAUAUAUAUUCAUUUGGGAUGAAGAUCUUGGUGUUGAAAACUUCGAUGCAGAAGAAUACAUCAAGCUUGUAAAGAAGCACGGUCUAGAAAUAUCGCAACCCGCUGUGGAAUCAAGAAAAACCAUCACGUGGAAGAUAACAAAGAGAAUACCCGGAAUCGAAGUUCACAGAGAAGUCGAAGAGAAAUUAGGCCGAUGCAAUGACCCUCACUUACCACCUUGUGCAGGGUUUAUAGAGAUUAUGGCUCCGGUUUUCUCAAGAGAUGCGUGGCGUUGCGUGUGGCAUAUGAUUCAGAACGACUUGGUUCACGGUUGGGGUCUUGACUUUGCGCUAAGGAAAUGUGUCGAGCCUGCACAUGAGAAGAUUGGUGUUGUGGAUGCACAAUGGAUUAUUCAUCAAAAGAUUCCUUCUUUAACAAGCCAGGGAACCGCGCAAGAGGGUAAAUCCGCGUUCCAAGGGGUAAGGGAGAGAUGUAAAAGGGAAUGGACAAUGUUUCAGAAAAGAAUGUCUCGAUCAGAGCAGAAGUAUCUGAAAGACAUUGCUUCUGCGUCUUCAAAAUCUACACUUACUUAAACCAAAAUCAGAGGAGGAACUGAAUAAAAAGUUUAGUGUUACAGAUAGCAAUUCCAGGAAGAAGAAAAAUAGAAUGUUGAUAUGAUGAUUACGAUUAUAGAGCACAUAUCCAAAUACACACACACACACAAUUACAUAGCUUUUGUUUCUUUUGUUCUUGAAACAUUCUUGUAGUCUUGAAACAUUCUUGUAGUCUUAAAACAGUGAAAUGAAGUUCGUUACAAACUUUUCAUUUCUACUUUAAAUUUUAUUGACAUUAAAAAUUAUCUUCAUUUCAGAAUGUGGCGGCAAACUAAUUUCUUAUUGCUACUUGUACAACAUAAUAUAGUGCAAUUUUAU
Molecule: messenger RNA, 1832 nt
Organism: Thlaspi arvense
Lineage: Eukaryota; Viridiplantae; Streptophyta; Magnoliopsida; Brassicales; Brassicaceae
Source: the annotation of a GenBank genome assembly